Messenger RNA from Dreissena polymorpha, 2142 nucleotides. RefSeq lists its product as uncharacterized. Lineage: Eukaryota; Metazoa; Mollusca; Bivalvia; Myida; Dreissenidae. The record is from RefSeq and is a predicted model, not a curated record. Bases 108 to 1406 code for a protein of 432 amino acids. The transcript has 9 exons.
UGGCCUAAAUGCAUACAUGACAGUGUUUUAAACUUCCUCUUUAUUUUAUAUCUCACCUUGAACGUUUUUAACUUGUAUCAAUCUACAUUCGGAGUGACAAAAGCAUAAUGGACUUACGGAUUCUCUGUUUAUUUGUUACUGUGGUUUAUGUUGUUGUUAGAGCUCGUAUUAUGUGUAAUUUCCAACCGAAGAGCUGGACGUCUGCUAUGCACCACUGCCUCAAUCUAAGUGGCACUCCAGUAGGUGUAAGCACAUUCUGGUCGCAGGCCGGACUUCAGUUGAACGGAUCGUUUUGGACUGCCAACUAUGUUUUAAGGUUCGAGACUACAGAUUCUCCUGUCAAGUGUGGAUACCGAACGAUGGGAACAGAAAAUCAGAUCAGUCAGGCAAAGUUAGGAAAUUGUUCAGAAAUAAGAAAUUACAUUUGUUGCGACAACACCAUGAUAGAAUCGUGUGUAAAGAAUGGAACCUGGCAAGAAGCGUCCAAAUGUAACAAAACGUACUUAAAACCACCAGAACAACUGCCUGUUGGUGAUUACUGGCUCAGAACUGCAUUUGGCUACCAAGAUAGCAUAUAUACAGGUGGAAGCGUACAAAGACUUGACCGUUGUGGAGUUGUGGGCGUCAAUGGGAGUUUUACGUUUGUCAGUGACUGUGUCACUUCGCAGUAUUCUCUUUGUGAAGUUGACAAUUACACCGGAAGAGAUCUUUCAGGAUGCGGACCAACUUAUUUAAUAAAUGAGACUUCCUCAAUAAACGAGACUCAAUCGACAGAUUCUAUAGGCACCGCUCUUGGCAUCGGUUUAAGUGUAAGCGCAAGCAUCGUGGUAAUUGUAAUAUUUACAACCGUCAGCGUUUGCGUUUAUAAACGAAGACAUAAGCGUAAACCUGGCAAUUCGCAAGUGUCAGUUCGUAUGAACGUAUUGUACGACGCCAGUAGCCGAAAUGAGACGCUCAGAAAACCUGCGCACAUACAUGAAAGUUACGAGUACGCAGUUCCGGGUCGACGGCGACAAACCGACGGAAUCCGGCAUGGAACAAAUUGUAUUGACAAUGAAGUUGCUGACAUUAAUUUCUAUACAAAAGCAACAGCAAACACAGAAAUUAACUCGAAUAAAGUUGAUGUACAUUCGAGAGAAGGAAACAACAAGGGGUUUACUGGGGAUAACACAGUAAUUAAAAGUAACAGCGAACAUGGGUUUCGACACGUCUAUGGUAACACGGAUGUAAUGGGCGACGAAUAUGAUGGUGUUACUUUUUCUGACGCACCGGAUCCGAUCACCAUCAACGUGUAUAGCCACCUUGGUAACCAUGGUCACGAGGACGCAUACAACGUCGCUUCGUGUACUCAAACACUGAAGGCGCAAGAAAGACUGAGUGAUUACGAUAGACUAGAUAAACAUUAGUAGCAUCAAAAUGAACAUUGACACUUGGUUAGUUACAUAGGGGGUAAUAACGUGACGAUAAAUAUGGCGACGUCCAUGCCGAGGCAGGUAUUUUUCGUCGUUUCAUACCCAAUAUAACUAGAAUUAAUUGUUUAAAUACCGCUCGCCUUUCAGCAAUAUCCAUGAGAUAGUGUCUAGCGUUUAUUUUGCAUUAAUAUUCGCUCUAUAUUUCGACUAAACUCGCUACGAAAUUGCUUAGGGGAAUCUCAAAAAUACAGAUCCCGCUUAGAAAAUUCGAAGAGUGUAAAGUAGACAAAUAAAGCGAAUAUUAAUAAGAAAUAAACGCUAAUCACUUUCUUACUGAUAUUACGCAAAAGUAAUAAAGGGUAUACAACUGCAAAAAUAACCCAUUUCGGCACGGACCUCCCAUCUUGAUCGUCACGUGAUUAACACACUCUGAAUUACAUGGCAGUCAUUUUUGUUUUUUGUUUUUUAUUUAUGUGAAACGAGAACCUCAGCUUGAACAAAACAAUUUGUGUUGUAGAGUGGGUACCCUUUUGAAUCAUGAUUAAAAGUGAAUUUUAGCCCGAUAAGUGGCGAAACCGGGAAAGAUCACUCACAAAUAAGUUUGAUAUCACUACGCAAUGUUUUAUUCUGAUAAUUUCAUCUCGUUUGGUUAUUGCUUUUUACACCAUAAACUAUAUUUUUCUCAUAGCCUCAACUUAAAAAUAUAUUGUAGAAUAAAGAUAAUAUUAUG